UUUAUUAGCUAGAGCGGUGUAAGACAAGUGUAAGAACGAUCAAUAUGUCGGCUAUGUCGCAGCCAAAACUAUCAAAUAACACACUGUAUACAUUUGUUGUUGUUUUCCAAAAAACGUAGCUGCAGGAUGCAGAUAGGAGCGUGUAGCUGUAAAAUGGUGCCCGUGUUUUUUUCGCUGAUAAUUUCGAUUCGAUCCAAUUGACUCGGCCCAGUUGCCCACCAACGGGAAGAAAAAGGCUUCGUGUGACGUCAACGCGAACGGCCAGCAAAGUAUUGAUCUUUCCCUUCGCUACCCUUCACUGUCGUGAGCGCCUCCAGGCGGAUUGGCGAUGAAGGCACACGUAAGGUGACUUCAUCCCCAUCCAGUUGAGCUCCAAGUCGGGGAGAAGGUGAAAGCAUUCCAUCCAUCAUUCCCCCCUUUUUUUUAAGUACACCAUCGACAGUCAUCAAGUGAGGAAUUAUGGACCGGUGAAUUUCCAUUUUUGAGUCUCUAGAUUUUAAUCAGAUCCGAAUCGACGGCGGGCUUUACUUGACGAUUGAAGAAAACCAACCACAGCAACAACAACAAAAAAACCAAAAAAAAAACAGUUUAAAAUCCAAGCCAUGGCUACAAAUCCGUUUGGCAGUUAUUAUCCAUCGGAAGGAGACAAUAGUCAGCAGUUUACUUAUCCAGCGGAUUCCAGCGGCAAUAAUUACGCUUACGACUCAUCGAGUGCUGGAUUGAUGGGCGACAGUCACUCAGGUAACAACUUGCAGCACCAGCCAAUGGGAACCGGAAUGGCCGAAGUCGAUUUGGCCAAAUAUCCCGAGCCCAAGGAGAGCACCAAGAAGAUCCGAGGGCGUUCGGAUAUAAUUGACUACUUUUUCGGUGGUCCUGUCAACCGUGAGCUACUCAUUGCCAAAGCUUUUUACUUUUGCUUCUUCUCCGCCUUUGGAUCUCUUCUGCCUUUGAUGGCCAUCUACUUCAAAAACAUGGGCAUGACACCCACUCAGGCUGGCAUUUUGAUCGGCAUCCGGCCGUUCGUUGGAUACCUGAGCGCGCCCUUCUGGGCAGAUCUCGCCGAUCGAUUCAAGAAGGGUAGGAUUAUGCUACUUGGAUCUUUGGCAGCUUGGAUCAUCUUCAACGUGCCUGUGGGCUUCAUCCGGCCUCCGGCUAUUUCUUGUUUGACCCACAAUUCGUCUGAUUUCAUCAUCGUAGCGCCCACAGGUCUGAUCAACCGGAUCGACAAACGAAGCAUCUCACCGUCAGAUUAUUACGAUGUGGAGCAAGAGAAUUUCAUGGCGGGAUGGACACCUCGUCAACCUGAAUGGAUUGAAGAUCAACAUCAGUCAGGCCAAGGUGGAUUAGACGAUCCCAACGUGAUUUCCUCCAAGUUGCCCUGGAAUCAGUUGCUGGCCAUGGAAGAGGAAGAAUCUGUCGACAUUCCAUUGGCGGAUGAGUACGGCGAUGACGGAGGAGAGGGAAGAAUGGUACGCAUCCGUCGCCACGCUACACCAUCACCGAUGAAACCCGAUCACGUUGUUGGCAUGUCGCCCUACUCGGUGAAGUUUGCCGUCAAUUACCAGGAGGAUGAAAAUAGUCAAUGGGUUUCGCCAACUUUCUCCUACACCAUUUUCAACCGCAACGAUAUCCGCAAAGUUUUCUUCCUCUUCCUGCUGCUCAUUGUUAUCGGCGAAUUCUUUUGCUGUCCUAGCAUGACUUUGGCUGAUACGGCUGUUCUCAAUUUGCUGGGCAAGGAGAAUGCUGAUCAAUAUGGCCGCCAACGAAUGUUUGCAUCCAUCGGCUGGGGAUUAACCAUGUUCUUUGUCUGUCUCACUCUCGACCACUCGACCCCGACACAAGGGCCCAAUCAUCCCUGCCAGGUACACGAGCGAGAGAGAGUGUAUACUGUUUGCUAUAUAUCCUUCACCAUGUUCAUGAUUGGAACCAUGAUUGUGGCUACUCGGUUGCCAUUCAAUUAUGACCCAGACCCUCAAGACUCUUUGGCAAAUUCGCAAAAUCCUGCUACAGUUUCAUCACCAGAGGAGUCAACUCGCUACGUUCCUCCGGCCCCCGGUUCGUGGUAUCAUCCGAAAGGACCUCCUCCCCCGCCUCCGGGAUCUCAACAUCAUCCCUCGACGAAGGAAGUAAUGAACGACGCUUUAAAAAAUCUCCUAGGAAAGAGCAAAGUAUUCGCCCAAACGACCAGCAAGAUACCCGAAUGGAUGCCCGUGCUUCGCCAUAUGGCUAACAUUAGAUGUGCUUCUUUCAUGUUUGUCGCCUGGUUCAUGGGUUUCGGCAUCGGUUUGAUCUUCACAUUUCUUUUUUGGCAUUUGCAGGAUUACGGAGGCACUUCAACCGUCUUCGGCAUGGCUUCGGUAGUCAAUCACAUUUCAGAAAUGUUGGCUUACUUUCUGAGCUACCCGCUUAUUCGCAAAAUAGGACACAUCAAGGUCUUGUGUCUCGGUUUACUUUGCAGCGUAUUGCGCUUCCUUUACAUUUCGUACAUCCGCGAACCUUGGGGAGUGAUUCCUUUUGAGCUGAUUCAAGGCGUAACGCACUCGGCUGUUUGGGCCGCUGCUUGUUCCUACAUCGCCCAUAAUACGCCGCCUGAACUGCGCGUUUCCGCACAAGGCGUUCUUUCUUUCAUUCACAACGGAGCCGGACGCGCUUGUGGCACCAUUUUCGGCGGUCUCUUUUCCACUUAUUAUGGCACCACGGCCGUAUUGCGUGGCUACGGAUUCGCCUGCAUCUUUGUUCUGGUUGGCUUCGUCUUGGUCUGCUUUUACCAUCGAGGCAAAGGCUUGACGACCGAUUUGACUCCAGCAGAAGAUCCGCAUCAGGUGGCCGCAGAGAUGGCUCAUCUAGCGCCCCACGGUGUACCAGGCAACCCGACUAUCGUCCGUACGGCCUCGACUGCCAAUUUGGAAAAUUCGGCCAGCAAACCCACACUGAAUUACAAUACUAGUCAUGGUAAUCUGGACAUUCCCAACGUAGGCGGUAUGGCACCACCGACCAACCCAUUCUUGGCAUCGUCUAAUAACCAGCAUACAUCAAGCUCCUUUGGUUACGUCGCCGAGGAGUACAAUGGAAUCUCAAUGAAUCCGACGCAAAGUGGAUCGGUUAACUACUCAUCUGGUUCAGGGUACAACACCAGUCAAUACAACAAUAGCCAAUAUUAACCAAUAAUAAGCGCGUACACCUGAAAGAAAAGAAAUCAAAGGGAAAGAUUCUGUAGAUGCAUUUUUUCUUUCUUUUUGUAAUUGUACUCAUUUUUCUAAAGAUUCCUCAGCGUCGCUAGCAUCGUCUUCGAAUCCAGUAUAAAUAGCACUGCACCAUUACAUGAAAUUUAUUCAUAAUGUAUCAGAUACAUUGACGUGGUUUUUCCAUUGGUGAUCACCUCUUAUUGUUUUAUUCUACCCUUUCCUUUUCCCGAUAAACAAAAAAAAAAAACAAAAAACAAAAAACACACAUGUAAGAAAUCCGUUGUGAGCAAUAGUUUCGUCUCCAUUUAAAUUUUACUACCGUAUGCGUCGUGACGCUGGGGCUUUGACACUAAGCGUCUGUAGCCUUCAAGAUUGAAAACACAAAUAGGAAUGCCCCUUUUUUCUUGGCGCCAGUUACAGAAAGACCGACGUAUGUGUGUUUGACUGUUUUCUUGUGCCGUCUACGUAUUGGUGCACCCAUCGAUUUGUUAUUGAUAAAAUAUUGGAAAAAUAGUCUGUUGUAAUUAUUUUAGAGGAGAUGCUGCACUGUGUUGUGUCAUUGUAGCUUUUCUUAUCUAAUUAAUUACCUUUACCCAUUCCACUACGUUGAAUGUUUUUAUUAUUGGCACCAUACAAGCGUCAGGUUGAUUGUU
Messenger RNA from Daphnia magna, 3838 nucleotides. It is a transcript of the gene jef, whose product is annotated as major facilitator superfamily domain-containing protein 6. Bases 603 to 3161 code for a protein of 852 amino acids. NCBI's taxonomy places the organism in Eukaryota, Metazoa, Arthropoda, Branchiopoda, Diplostraca, Daphniidae. Gene Ontology annotation, cellular component: membrane. The record is from RefSeq and is a predicted model, not a curated record. The transcript is spliced from 9 exons.